AUGGUCUGUCACUCUUUAGCUCCGUUCGUGGUUCUUGUCACAACCCUCUUUUUUCUGCAAGCGCAUUGCAGCCCAGUGGUAGUUGAACAGCGCGGCAUCUGUGCCACCGAAGACCCGGACACUUCGUUCUUGCACGCCCUCGAGCGUGUCAGAAUCAAUGAGUCUCAGCCAAAAGACGCCGGGUCAGAGAGUCGCAAUGGCCCUAUCGAGAUUGAAACUUGGUUCCAUAUCAUCGCUAGCAAAGCAAAGCAAGACCAGGUUUCGGACGACAUGAUCGAUUCUCAGCUCUCUAUUCUACAGGAUGCGUAUCAGGACGCAGGUAUUCAAUACCGACUGCAAGGUGUCACCCGCCAUGUGAAUGAUGUUUGGGCUCGCAAUGGAGAUGACCUGGGCAUGAAGAAAACCCUCCGAAAAGGAACAUACAGGACUUUGAACGUUUACUUCCAAACCGACCUCCAAGCCUCCGCCGACCAAACCGGACGCGUGAAUCACCGUGGUGCCGCUCAUUCGAGCGAUCUCUCCACCAGCGUGCUGGGCUUCUGCACCCUCCCGGAUCCAAGCGUGAACGCCAGCAGUCCCCGUGCCGACUACGUCAAAGAUGGCUGCAACAUCCUCGCCAGCGCGAUGUCCGGAGGCUCACUGGACCAGUAUAACCGAGGAGGGACAGCGAUUCACGAAAUCGGACACUGGAAUGGCCUCUUGCAUACCUUCCAAGGAGAGUCCUGCUCCGAGGAUAACCCGGGGGAUUACAUCGCCGACACACCCCUACAGUCCACCCCAACGGGUGGAUGUCCUGCUCGAAAGGACUCGUGUCCGGAUUCGCCGGGGCUGGACCCCAUCCAUGAUUUUAUGGACUACUCGUCAGAUGUCUGCUAUGAGAGUUUUACGGCUGGCCAGAACGACCGUAUGCGAAACAUGUGGGCAACAAUGCGUGCAGGGAAAUAG
This is a messenger RNA of Penicillium cataractarum, 945 nucleotides long. Its product is annotated as zinc metalloprotease. Gene Ontology annotation, molecular function: metallopeptidase activity. Lineage: Eukaryota; Fungi; Ascomycota; Eurotiomycetes; Eurotiales; Aspergillaceae. The coding region runs from base 1 to 945 and encodes 314 amino acids. The transcript is spliced from 2 exons. The record is from RefSeq and is a predicted model, not a curated record.